Messenger RNA from Trematosphaeria pertusa, 543 nucleotides. RefSeq lists its product as uncharacterized. Lineage: Eukaryota; Fungi; Ascomycota; Dothideomycetes; Pleosporales; Trematosphaeriaceae. The transcript is spliced from 2 exons. The record is from RefSeq and is a predicted model, not a curated record. Bases 1 to 543 code for a protein of 180 amino acids.
AUGAACGCCACGUUGAGUUUGAGCUCGCUGUCAUGGACUAGCCUGUGUCCCAAUGGAAUCGCCAGCAUCAUCAACACAGAGCUCAAGAAGGCCGCCAUCUCUUUCAUCACGGCGCAGAACUACAAGGUCUUCGGCACCGUGCUCCCGGACCCAGAGGAUGGCAUUCCUCAAAUCACCGCAUUUGACGCAAUAAGACAGGGCAAUUAUGCCGACUUCUUCAAGAAGGAUUUGAGAAUGGCGAAGGUGGUGGUGCUAGCAAGUUUGGGAUUUGGAGUAGAGGUCAUCCAUUUGCUAGACAACGGGAAGAUCUGGCAGGAGGGACCACCUUCGCGGCUGGCCACCAACCGGUACUAUAGUCUCAUUCAAGAGAUCAUGGCAGCUGAAGCGAAUCCCGAUGAGGUCAAGGUUAGCGAACCCUGGUAUACCGUUAUCCCGACGGAUUUGGUGCAGCCGCGGCCGGAUGAAGUCCUGCCGAGAUUCAGACUUGACGGGAAGGACAUUUGGGUUGAGCGAGAGCCGGGAGAUGCAGACUGGGAUGACUGA